AAGCACCGAGUUUCCUUCCUUACUAAGCUCUGUCUCGUGGGACGGUUUAUUCUCAUACAGCAACCUCACAGUUCCCAGCCCUUAACUCAUCCAAAAAGGAACCCAACUGAAAGGCUGAAUCUUUAGAGCUUUUUUCUUUUCAAGAAACAAAAACCAAAAAUUAAAAAAAAAAAUGCGAGCUUGGUUCUCAGGCGGCAGUAGUGGGAAUGAGGAGGAGCGGGGAAAAGAAGGGUCAUCUCUUUUAUCAGAUUGGAACUCAUAUGCUGCUUCAAAAGAAGCAGAAGAGGGAACUACAACUGUGUUUGGGUUUGAUCUUGAGUCUGCUGCGAGGUCCGCCAAUGAUACUGUCACUGGUACCUUCAAUGUUGUUUCAAAAGGGGUGAGAGAUCUCCCUGGGAAUCUCCAAUCUGCCACAAGUAGUGUCCCUUCAGGAAAAGCAUUCAUCUACUUUGGUUUAUUUCUGGCAGCUGGGGUCUUUUUUGUUUUUAUUGCUUUUACCAUGUUUCUUCCAGUCAUGGUGCUCAUGCCCCAAAAAUUUGCAAUUUGCUUUACCCUUGGAUGUGGCUUUAUCAUUGGAUCAUUCUUUGCUCUCAGAGGCCCAAAGAAUCAGUUGGCCCACAUGUCAUCGAAAGAGAGGCUUCCUUUUACAAUAGGAUUUAUUGGAAGUAUGGUGGGCACCAUGUAUGUUUCCAUGGUGCUUCAUAGCUACAUUCUUUCUGUGCUUUUUUCUGUUGUUCAGGUCCUUGCACUUGCAUACUAUGCUGUUUCUUACUUCCCUGGUGGGUCUGCUGGGCUCAAAUUUCUCACCUCUGCUCUUACCUCUUCAGUGUUGAGAUGUUUUGGGAGGUGACCUGGUUUACUUUGACUUUGUUUUUUCCUUGUAUACAUCUCUGAUAGUUGCGACUUUAAUGGUCUUAGGUACAUAGCUUUAUUGCUUCCAUGUUCACAUUAUUGUUGUUACCGGUAUUUUCCUGAAAGAAAAAGUUCGAAGAGUGUACCUUUAGAUGUGUCUAAUUUUUUUGGAACGAGUUAACACCAAAUUUCAAUCUAAUAACAACACGACUCAUUGUUUUGAUUCCUGUC
Molecule: messenger RNA, 1083 nt
Organism: Gossypium raimondii (Peruvian cotton)
Lineage: Eukaryota; Viridiplantae; Streptophyta; Magnoliopsida; Malvales; Malvaceae
Product: protein transport protein SFT2
Exons: 4
Coding region: 173-850 (225 amino acids)
Biological process (GO): vesicle-mediated transport
Cellular component (GO): membrane
Source: RefSeq, a predicted model, not a curated record